Messenger RNA from Geodia barretti, 702 nucleotides. The record is from the annotation of a GenBank genome assembly. Lineage: Eukaryota; Metazoa; Porifera; Demospongiae; Tetractinellida; Geodiidae.
AUGUUCAUCAUGCCCGCCGGCGAGACGCACAAGACGCUGGAGACGGUGCAGUUCAUAUAUCGCUGGCUCGCGGAGCGCAAGGCGGAGCGCGGCCAUCUGAUCGUGGCGGUCGGCGGUGGCGUCGUGGGCGAUCUUGCGGGCUUCGUGGCUGCGACCUACCUGCGCGGCCUGCCCUUCGCGCAAGUGCCCACAAGCCUGCUUGCCAUGAUGGACGCUGCCAUCGGCGGCAAGUGCGCCGUUGACCUGCCGCAGGGCAAGAACCUCGUGGGCGCGUUCUAUCAGCCGAAAUUCGUACUCUCCGAUGACGAGCGCGAGACGCUCGGCAUACGCAUCCUGCUGAACUACGGUCACACCAUCGGGCACGCAAUCGAGGCUGCCACUGGCUACGGCAGUUUCCUGCACGGCGAGGCCGUCAGCGUGGGCAUGAUGGGCGCGGCGCGCAUCGGCGAGGCGAUGGGCAUGAUGUCCUCGGACGAGGUGGAGCGGCAGCGCUCCCUGCUGGAAAGCUAUGGCUUGCCGCUAACCUGUGGCGAGAUGGACAUCGCCGCCGUAAGCAACGCAAUGCUGUCUGACAAGAAGGUGGCAGGCCGCGCCAUUCGCUGGGUGCUCCUUGAUGGAAUCGGCAACGCAACUACGCGCAACGAUGUGCCGCCUGAACUCGUCCAUAGCACACUUGAACGCCUCUCCCGCGACGAGCCGUAG